This is a messenger RNA of Anthostomella pinea, 1401 nucleotides long. The record is from the annotation of a GenBank genome assembly. NCBI's taxonomy places the organism in Eukaryota, Fungi, Ascomycota, Sordariomycetes, Xylariales, Xylariaceae.
AUGACCAGUCUAUCAACAAAGCUAGCCGACCUGGAAGCGGCAGGCAAGCCGAUCCAGGUCGGCAUCAUCGGAGCCGGCAAGUUUGGUUCCAUGUUCAUUGCCCAGUCCCACCGGACCGUAGGCAUGAGGCUGGCCGGCAUCGCCGACUUAUCCUCGGACCGCGCAUUCGCUUCGCUCAAGAGGACCAACUUCCCGACCGACAAGUACGACACCACGGUUAACGCUUCGAUAUCAGACGGCAUCAAAGCCGGCAAGACGAUAGUCACGACCGACUCGGCUGCUCUCAUUGCCACGCCCGAGAUCGAUGUCAUUCUCGAAGUCACUGGAAAUCCGGCUGCCGGCAUCAGGCAUGCGUUAUUGUGCUGUGAACACAAGAAGCACAUUGUCAUGAUCAAUGUAGAGGCAGACGUGCUAGCAGGACCGCUUCUGGCGCGGAAAGCCAAGGAAGCGGGCAUCAUCUACAGCAUGGCCUAUGGUGACCAGCCAGCCCUCAUUGCCGAGAUGGUAGACUGGGCGAGAACUGCAGGAUUCGACGUUGUCUGCGCUGGCAAGGGAACCAAGCACUUGCCCCAAUAUCAUUACUCCAACCCGGAUACCGUCUGGGACUAUUAUGGUUUCACCCAAGAGCAGUUGGACUCGGGCGACUUUAACCCUCAAAUGUUCAACUCGUUCCUUGACGGAACAAAGUCAGCUCUAGAGAUGGCGGCCGUGGCCAACGGUUGCGACCUGAGUCCGCCUUCGGAGGGACUCCAGUUCCCGCCUAGCAGCAAGGAUGACCUGCCCGAGGUUCUCAAGCCCGAGGCGGACGGCGGCCAGCUCAAGAAGAAGGGCACGGUCGAGGUAGUCUCGUGCAUGGAGAAGGACGGGCGAUGGACUCACGACCACCUAAGGUGGGGUGUAUACGUAAUAAUCGAGGCCGCCUCGCAGUACCAAAUGGACUGCUUCAAGCAGUACGGCCUCAAGACGGACAGCACCGGUCGGUAUGCCGCCCAGUACAAGCCAUACCACCUGAUCGGUCUCGAGCUCGGCGUCUCCAUCGCCACCAUCAUGUGCCGCGGCGAGCCCACGGGCCAGACUAAGACCUGGGCCGGUGACGUCGUGGCCACGGCCAAGCGCGACCUCAAGGCCGGCGAGAAGCUCGAUGGCGAGGGCGGCUUCACCGUCUAUGGAAAGCUCAUGACGGCUGAGGACUCGAUGGCCAUCUCGGGCCUGCCGAUUGGCCUGGCGCACGGGUUUGUCUUGAAGAAGGAUGUCAAGAAGGAUCAGGGUUUGAGCUGGGACGACAUCGAAUACAGCGAAAAGUCGCAAGCCGUUGCCGUGCGGAAAGAGAUGGAGGCCAUCUUCAAGAAGGAGUUCUCGCAAAAGUCGUCCAAGACCAACGGUGUUAAUGGCGUACAUUGA